UACUGUUGGGGGUCCCGGGUUGAUCGGCUCUUCUACCCUAGUUACCAGCAGUGCGCUGGUGGUGAGUGAGCUCUUUUGCCCCAGUAGUAGCCUACAACUACCAACAUCCUACUCUACUCAUGCCCAUCCGUGAUCGAUGGAUUGUGCUUAACAGACAACAAAUAAGUACCGUGCGUAUACUCUGCAGAUCAGAGGCCCAGCAUAGGUGAGAUAUUUGCAUGUCUUUCAUGUUCUUUAUUGCAAAUGUUGCUACUGUUUUUAGCUACGCCUGAAUCCCGGUGGAGAAUCUCUUUGUGGCAUCAAGACGCUCAAGGAACAACGGUACAAGGCAGCUUACGACUGGCCAGUUUUACAGCACAGGAAAACGAAGUGAGUGGAUAAUUGAUUUACGGCCCUGCAGACCAGCAGAAAACCUGGAGAUGUUGCAUCGAGGGACUCAUAAAUACGCUCAAGUGCUAUGUGAUAGCCAUUAUAGUGACUGCAUUAGUUCUCUCCUAAUGGUGUCUUUACUAUAACAUUCAUUCCCUUCUUUUUCCUCACCAUUUGCUGCUUUUCUAUUGUUUCCCUUUAUUCUUCUCAAUUGGAUCCAUUUCCUGCAACAGAAAGGAGUCAUCCCAACAUAUUCAUUGCCUGCGGUUGAGAAGCCUUCGCACUUCUUUAUGAUAUCACUAGCUGCUUCCUUCGAUUCGAGGAUCCCCAGAGCGGCAGUGCUGGCGGCAAAGACCACAUUAUGUCGCUUGUCGAUUACAAUCAACUACAAACCAAAACAAUUGGGUGGUCCAUUCAGCCAUUGUGCGACAAUGCCGCCAACAGUCACGAAGUCACGAGCGCCAUUAUUUCAAAUCCUUAAAGCGCGGGGAGAACAAAGAGACGAGUCGCGUUCAUGACUCGACAUCGGGCAAUCCACAGCCACACUGACGUCCAUAUCCCCGAGCUACGGUUGUAAUCGAAAUAUUACACACGGCUGAGGGAAAUGACGUGCUUUCAUUCCCAUGAUAUUUUUACCAAGAUUUCAAAUUCCAAGCACGAUUGGCCUGCUAAAAUUGCUGCUGAUGGAGCCGGCCUGACACAAGUAAACUUCUCAAAAGGAUAUUUCUUCCUCAGUCGGUGGGAGGACAAACAAGAGUUGAAAAUCACAUUCAGCACCUCACUGGCUGCCCACCCAUGAGAUACGAUACACUUGCCUGUGAAGCCUGGAUUGGGUUACACGAUGCACGAAAGACUUAUCGAUUUGGUGAUAUGAUCUCCCUCGCAUGCAUGGCAUCCGAGCAAACGCGUCACCCUCCCCAUCCACGGCAGCCAACCCCCCUGAGCCGACAUUGGAUGGGGGGGGCGCACAGAUUGCUCAAUAGCCAUGGACUUCCCACGGUUUUCUCAUUUGAAGAAUGCCCAAUGAGAGGGAUCAUAACAAGAGUUACUAGAACAAGGGGGCUCCAUGUGUCGUCCGUUGCUGCGUUGCUGCGUAACACCAAGCAAGCAGGGGAUGGUUGAGAGCAAGGAUGAAAGAGGAAAAAAAAAAAAAAAAAAAAAAAAAUUACUUCAUUCCAGGCCACGUCGCAAUUCCCUGCCUCCCGCUCAUGGGCGCCCAUUUUUUGUCCAUGGGAAUCCUGGUGCGACGUUUACCCCGUGCUGGCCGCGUACAGAGUGAAUUUUAACCCGCCCAGGCUGGUCACACAACGGCCAUAGCCUGAAGAAUGUUGGAUUUUACGGGUUAUAUCUCAUUUUGUAUGUAUGUAUGUGCCCACAUACCCUGAGCUAAUCCGCACGAUACUCGUGGAUGGCAUAUGGCCAAGGCCAAUGCCGAUAAUUUUGUAUUUUUUAUUUUCGUUUUACUGGCACUUGGAGGAUUUGCCUAGCCGAGCAUACAGCAUACCCGCUACUGAACUGACAGCUGUUUAGGAGGAAGGGGUGUGGGUUUGUGCUUCCAACGCCGUGGUAGAUCCCUUUUGGUUUCUCGAAUGGUGAAAAACCCAGGUACCGAUACAAGUGCGGGCCAGUUGCGCGUUUCUGUGUAUCCCAAAGAUACAUAUUCCUGGUUUGCGGCGCCCUGCAUUUAUUUUUAUUUAUUUUUAUUUUUUAUUUUUUAUUUUUUUCUUCGUUUCCUUGUCUUUUUUUUAAAUACGGGAUGUGUAAUGUAUGGAUUUUUGCAGUUUCGUGAUGCUCCUGUUGCCCAGUGAAGAAGUGCCUCUUGAUAAUUCUUGCUGCUUCAGACGUACCGAGGACAUCCCGGAGCGCACACUUAAAGCUUUAAAUAAAUGAGCUAUAGGCAACAAACGAACUGCUUAUUUUGUCUACUCGUUGCAAAUUAUACAUUCAUUUCUUGAGGCUUGAUUUCUCAUUACUUCGGGAAGCACUCGGCGCGAUUCCCCGUAGCUAUCAUGGUUGACUACUCUGUGCCCGCGAUAUAGAUGGCUGGCAAUGCGGACUUUGUAAAAUAGUGAAAGGUAUCCCAACAUAUCAGUCAUUACUCCGUAUAUUCAUUCCUCUGUGUUGAAUUAAUUGUGUUCCUUGAUACAUGUCCAAUACUAGAUUGAUGUGGAGGGGUUAACCUGAAACCAAGCCAACAAUAUGGCUCCGUUCUCGAAUCAUCUUGUGUAUUCUCUCCAUUUGAAACAUAGACUGCAGGCCGUUGACAAGCAUUCUCCAAGUUUUAGUUACAUUCAACGGUUCUCUCCUCAUCACUCUAUUGUUCUGCUGUGUUGUGUUGGUUGGAAGUAACAUAGUUAUUUAAUUCCUGGUCCCGCCAAGAAUUUCCCCACUCGCGCCGUUUUUUCCACUCGCUGACCACCAGAGCAGAACCUCCGCCAUCCGCCAUCCGCCAUCUGCUACCAAACCACUCAAUCGCUUUAAGCCACAAUUGUCCCGCCCGCUUUGGCACAAUCUGCCCGUCCCGUCCACAUACAUGUCAUACCUGUAGUGGACAAUGAAGCGCAAAACAACGUCUACGCGGAAUAGCCUCGAUGGCAAUGGCCUACCGGGCCCCAAAAAGCGGGCGCUGGACACCGAGACCGUUAAAUCGCGAUUCCGCGAGGGGCUGCUUGAUAGAGCUACUCUGGAGCAGUACAAACAGAGCUAUGCGGCCUCCGCACCGUACAAGCACGGCGUGAUUUCCCCGCUCAUAAACCCCACGCUCCUCCGCUCCGUCCGCACCGAGAUCCAAGAACACCUCUCCUUCACCGAGAAGGAAACAGACAUCUACAAAAUCUUCCAAUCAGGCGACCUCGCCAACCUAGAUGGACUAGACGAUGCCUCGCUGUCCAAACUACCCUCGCUCCUCGAACUACGCGACGCCCUCUACUCUGCGCCUUUCCGCAAGUAUCUGUCCGAGGUCACGGGCGCAGGUGACCUGAGUGGUCGCAAGACCGACAUGGCCAUCAAUGUCUACACUGGCGGCUGCCAUUUGCUCUGCCACGAUGACGUGAUCGGCAGCCGGCGCGUGAGCUACAUUCUCUACCUCACGGAUCCGGACGUGGCAUGGCAGCCGAGUUGGGGAGGGGCACUGCGUUUGUUCCCGACCACAGUCGAGAAGGACGAGGCUGGGAAGGAGGUGAAGGUCCCCAGUCCGGACUUUAGCCUGUCGAUUCCCCCGGCGUUCAAUCAAUUGAGUUUCUUCACGGUGCAGCCAGGAGAGAGUUUCCAUGAUGUGGAAGAGGUUUACUAUGCGGGUCCCAAUGGGGAGAAAUGCGGAAAGGAAAGAGUGCGCAUGGCGAUUAGUGGGUGGUAUCAUAUUCCGCAGGAAGGGGAGGAUGGAUAUGAGGAAGGAUUGGAGGAGAAAUUGGCCGAGCGGAGUAGCUUGCAGCAGCUGCAGAGUUCCGGGGAUACGACGUUUGACCGGCCUCAGCCACGGGUUACGCCGUAUAAAGAUGCACAGGGAGACAGCAAGGAGUUUACAGAGGCCGACCUGGACUUCUUGCUUAAGUAUAUCACGCCUUCCUAUCUCACUCCAGACAUCACAGAGGAACUCUGUGAGAACUUCACCACAGACUGCUCGCUAAGCCUUGAACGGUUCCUCCAUGAUAAGUUCGCCGCACGGCUCCGGGAAUAUAUUGAAGAGCAGGAAAAACCAUCUAAUGCCCUGCCCACUGCGUCGCACGAGAUAGAGCAGAAAACUGAUUGGAAAGUCAGCCGGCCGCCCCACAAACACCGAUAUCUGUACCAGCAGCCACGACCCGCCGGACAAGAAAUAGAGUCAAAGACGCCUAUUCAGGAAUUGCUGGAGGAUCUCUUGCCUUCGCAGGCGUUUAAGAAAUGGCUCGCCGUGGCGACUGGAUGUAGUGAUCUGCUCGACUACAAUAUUCUUGCGCGCCGCUUUAGACGAGGCGAGGAUUAUACAUUGGCGAGCGGGUAUGAGGGAGAGACGCCGCGGCUGGAAUUCACGAUUGGGCUGACGCCAACGUCUGGGUGGGAGAAGGAGGGCGACAAUGGCGACGAGGAGGAGGGGGAGGAGGAGGAGGAAGAUGAAAACGGGGAAGCCGAUGGCAAAGGGAGGGACAAGGCCAAGUCAAGCGCCAACGGAAAGGAACAACAGCCUACAAAGGAGAAUUCGACAGAAACCGAAGACCACUCCGUCGGUGGAUAUGAAAUCUACAUGGCUGGUGACGAUGACGACGAUGACGACGACGACGACGACGACGACGAUGAAGAUGAAGAGGAAGAGGAAGGGGAAGGGGAAGAAGGAGAGGGGGAAAGCAAAGAAAAAGAAAGUACUAAAAAAAGUAAAAAGCCCCAAAAGUCCGACCCAGCAGUCUACAAGGCCGCCUCGGGCGCGGACGGCGACGACGGCAUCCUCUUCAGCAUGGCUGCGGGCUGGAACCGCAUGAGCAUUGUCAUGCGCGAUUCGGGGACGUUGAAGUUUGUGAAAUAUGUUAGCCGCUCUGCGGCGGGGGAUCGGUGGGAUGUUACGGGGGAGAUUGGGUUGAAGUUUGAUGAGAUGGAGGAGGAUUAGGAUGAAGAUUGCGAUUGGGAUGGAACGGGGAAUUUAUUGGGGGUUAUAUAUAUAUAUAUAUAUAUGAGGGUCCAUGAAAUGUAAUAAAGAGGUUAAAGUAUGUGUAUAUGAAUCGGGAAAUAUCGUAGGUAUGGAGGUAAGUAAAGCGGCUGUAGAUAUGUAUAGUUAGGAAUAGACAUAUAACGAAAUUCAUCUCCUCUUUCCCCACUCCCCACACAACGUUCCGGUUUCUUGUUUAAUCCUCAUUUUUUUCUAGAUAUAACUAGAUA
This is a messenger RNA of Blastomyces dermatitidis ER-3, 5214 nucleotides long. RefSeq names its product oxidoreductase. Gene Ontology annotation, biological process: peptidyl-proline hydroxylation; regulation of translational termination. Lineage: Eukaryota; Fungi; Ascomycota; Eurotiomycetes; Onygenales; Ajellomycetaceae. The record is from RefSeq and is a predicted model, not a curated record. The coding region runs from base 2924 to 4945 and encodes 673 amino acids. Gene Ontology annotation, cellular component: cytoplasm. The transcript has 2 exons. Gene Ontology annotation, molecular function: L-ascorbic acid binding; peptidyl-proline dioxygenase activity; iron ion binding.